AUGAUGUCGGCCGGCCCUCAUCCCCAGGUGCCCAUGACGGCGGCGCAAAUCAAUCAGCAGCAUUACCAAGCUCAACAGGCCAACCAGCGCGCCAAGAUCAGAAGCCGCAAGCCCACCGACAAGAACCUCCCAGAUGGCAUCGACGAGCUGCUCGUGGGUGGCCCUGACCUGGCAGUGGCCUAUAGGCAGUUGCGUGACUUUGAACGCCGGCUUGAUGCUACCAUGACGCGCAAGAAGUUGGACAUCAUGGACUCACUGUCCCGCAACACCAAGCACCAGCGGAAACUGCGCAUCUGGAUCAACAACACGGUCGAGGAUCAGUACUGGCAGGCGAGUGCAUCCAGCAUGGACAACUUUGAAUUUUCUUCCACUUCCGAAGCCACCUAUCGCGUUACUAUCGAGGCCCGAUUGCUCGACGACCCGCUCGAUUUGGAUAAGGACAAGGGCAAUGGCGAGGACGACGCCGGCAAGGAAGCCGAUGGCGAGAAGAUGGACACCGACGACAAGCCGCAGCAAAAGCCUGCUCCCGCUAAGCCCGGCCAGCGGACGAGAUUUGCGCACUUCUUUAAAGCUCUGACGGUUGAGCCUGACCGCCCGAAACCUGGAGCCCACGGAAAUGAGACUAUUGUCGAGUGGAAGAAGCCAGACAAGACGCCCUCAGGAGCACAGAACCUCCCCGCGAUUGCCGACUUUGACGAAUUCGCAUUCAAGAGGCCUGGGGAUGAGAACCUCAACAUCACCAUCAACUUGUUCAGACACGAAGAACCUGAGCGGUUUGCUGUGAGCCCGGAACUGGCCGACAUCAUUGAUGAAACAGAUGCCACCCUCAAGGAAGCAACCUUGGCCGUCUACGAAUACAUUAAGCUUUUCGGCCUGCAGGACGACGAAGAGACUCGCAACUUCCGAUGUGACCAGUAUCUCAAAAAGAUUGUUGGCCGCGACAUGGGCAUGAUUGGUCAUCUCCCCGACUACAUCACACCCCAUUUGCGCCCGUUGCCCCCUAUCAAACUUCCUUACACCAUCCGCGUCGACGAGGAAUUCCACAAGAACCCCACGCCUACUAUUUACGACGUCACGGUUGCUGUGGAUGACCCCAUGCGCGCCAGGUACCUUUCCUUCUUGCACAACCCACAGCACGCCGGUAUGUUGAAGGAAAUCGCGCGCCUCGACGACCAGCUGGCAACCGUUUGCCAGGCGCUUCAUGAGUCCAAAGCUCGGCACACCUUUUUCACGUCCAUGGCCAACGACCCGGUUGGAUUUGUCCGGACUUGGCUGUCGUCCCAGAAGAGGGACUUGGACAUUAUCCUUGGUGAAUCGGCGAGGGGCAACGGGGAGAGCAUACAUGGUGAUGAGUGGCGGAAGGGCGGCAGGGAUAGCGUGUGGAAUACGGCUAAUGCGAGGGAGAGUGUGAAUGUGCUGCUUUCUAGGCCGCCGUCGAGGCCACAGCAACGCUAG
Messenger RNA from Podospora anserina S mat+, 1455 nucleotides. RefSeq lists its product as uncharacterized. The transcript is spliced from 2 exons. Gene Ontology annotation, biological process: regulation of transcription by RNA polymerase II. The record is from RefSeq and is a predicted model, not a curated record. Gene Ontology annotation, cellular component: nucleus; SWI/SNF complex. NCBI's taxonomy places the organism in Eukaryota, Fungi, Ascomycota, Sordariomycetes, Sordariales, Podosporaceae. The coding region runs from base 1 to 1455 and encodes 484 amino acids.